Lampris incognitus (smalleye Pacific opah) is the source of this 5526-nucleotide messenger RNA. It is a transcript of the gene ccdc88aa, whose product is annotated as coiled-coil domain containing 88Aa. Gene Ontology annotation, biological process: cytoskeleton-dependent intracellular transport; cytoplasmic microtubule organization. The record is from RefSeq and is a predicted model, not a curated record. Lineage: Eukaryota; Metazoa; Chordata; Actinopteri; Lampriformes; Lampridae. Gene Ontology annotation, cellular component: cytoplasm; centrosome. The transcript has 30 exons. Bases 1 to 5526 code for a protein of 1841 amino acids. Gene Ontology annotation, molecular function: dynein light intermediate chain binding; microtubule binding.
AUGGAAAGUGGAGUUUUUCUACCCCAUAUAGAUCAAUUUAUGCUGAGCCCACUCGUCACCUGGGUAAAGACGUUCGUACCAAAUGAUGGAGACAUGCCGUUGGACUUUUCGGAAUUACUGGAUGGAGUCUUUUUAAAUGAGAUUAUGACCCAGAUAAACCCCUCAGUGACACUUCAGGGAGUUAACAAGGUGAACAGUGACUCAAAUCAGAGGACCCAGAACCUGAGCAUCCUCGUCUGUCAAAUCAAGACCUAUUAUCUAGAAAACCUGAGACAGUUGAUCAUGAUUCCUUUGCCCAACGUAUCAAUGCUUGGCAAGACUCCUUAUUGUGAGCAAAGUCUGGAAGAAAUGAAGAAGGUGUUGCUGCUACUUCUAGGAUGUGCUGUCCAGUGUGAGAAAAAAGAGGAGUACAUUCAAAGGAUUCAGGCACUCGACUUUGACACAAAAGCAGCCAUAGCAGCACUCAUUCAGGAGGUAACCCAUAAUCAGGACAGCAUACUGGACCUACAGUGGCUGGAUGCCAGUGAGCUACACCCAGAUGAACUGGAGGCCAUGGCCAGAAGCAUGACUGUGCACAUCAGACGCUUGUUGGAUCAGAGAGACACCCAACUCGUGACUAUAGCGGAGCUGAUGCAGGAAAGGGAGGUUGCAGUUAGUCCGCUCAGUAGCCUGCCCAGCCCUGACUCCUCAAGCUACUGUUCCACCGUACAGCAGCAGCCGGGGGCCCAGCAACACCUGGCGGUGGAGCUGGCCGACUCCAAGGCUAAGGUCAGACGACUCCGACAGGAGCUAGAAGAGAAGAGUGAGCAGGUGCUGGACUGCAGACAUGAGCUGGAGAAUGUGGAGGCAGAGCUAAAGAGGAUCCAGCAAGAGAACUCCCAGUUGCUUGUGGACGCCCGUGCAGCCCGCACUUACCGUGAUGAGUUGGAUGCUAUGAGAGAGAGGGCCAUCAGGACAGACAAGCUGGAGAGUGAAGUGGGACGCUACAGAGAAAAACUGCACAACAUGGAGUUCUACAAGGCCAAAGUGGAGGAGUUGAAGGAAGAUAAUCGAGUGCUACAGGAGACAAAAGAAGUGCUGGAAGACCAGGUGGCAGGCUGGAGGGCACGCUCUGAUAAACUCCACCAGCUAGAGAAGCACAACCUAUUGCUUGAGGCCCGGGUCCAUGACAUGGAGCAGGACAAGGAGGGGGAUCGCAGGCGUAUAGAGGAGCUACAGGAGGAGAACCUGGCUCUGUGUCUGGCCCAGAGGAGAAGCAUGGAGGAGUCCCAGCACCUGGGCUGGGAGUUGGAGCAGCUUUCCAAGACCACAGAAAACUCCCAAGGCCUGCAGUCCCUGAGUGAGGAGGUAAGCGAGAGAACUCACAGCCGGCUUCUGAAGUUAGAAAAAGAGAACCAAAGUCUCCAGAGGACCAUCGAGGAGCUUAGAUCUGCCUCUAUUAAUCAUAGCCCACAACAUAACCGUAAUCUUCUUGGCCGGGAGGUCUGUUAUACCAGUAAUUGUACAUUACCAGCAAAACAACAUGGCCAAACCUCUUACUCAGACCUGGAAGACAGUUCAGGUGUGUGGUUGUCCUAUCCAGUAACACAGCAAAAGGUUAAUGGAGACUCAAACUACCAUCAGCAACCAAUUUCAGAGGCGUCGGAGGAAGUUGAGGGCAAGACCCACCUAAAAGAGGUUCUAAAGCCUCAGGAGAAAGCACAGCUAGUAGAGAAAGAGAGUGGGGAGAAUUUGAAAGAGCUAAUCUCUGAAGCACUGGAAAACGGUCAAAAUAGUCCCCGUCAUGUUAUUGGAUCUUGUAAUCAUUCCCCUGGUUCUAAGAGCGGCAGCCCCUAUCGUGACAGCAUCCUCACAGGUCUGCCAACUCGCUCCUGCUAUGGUACCAAGCACACAGAGCGACUUGAAGCCAAGUGCAGGGCCUUAGACACAGAGAAUCAGCGCCUUCAGGCUUCCCUCGAUAACACUAGCCGGAAACUCCAGCGGCUAGAGGCCGAGGUGCAGGAGCUGGAGGCUGAGAAUCAGGGUCUGCAGGCUGUCCUGGAGGAGCUGCGCAUCUCCUCACGACGCCUGGAGCAGCUGGAGAAAGAGAAGCAAAGCCUUGAGCAGGAGAGCUCGACCCUGGAGAGAGACAAGAGACGCCUGGAGAAAGAGAAUCGCCGACUCCGACAACAGGCAGAGAUCCAAGAGGCAACUUUGGACAACAGCAGCUUGCGCGUGACAAGCCUGGAGAGGGAGACACGUGCACUAGGAAAGGAAGUGGAGGGUCUGAGGGAGACAGCUGAAAGGGUUAAAGGCCUGGAAAAGGACAACAGAGAGCUGGUCAAGCAAGCUAAUAUCGAUCAGAGGACUAUUGCUACCCUCAGAGAGGAGCUGGUGAAUGAGAAGCUGAGGGCCCAACAGAGAGACAAUGAGCUUGAGAGGCUUGCUUAUGAGCUGGAGAUGAGGGCCCUAAACCAGGACAACACACAGCAGGCUGAUCAGGAGGCAGACAACAGCAGGUUCAAGAUGCUGGAGUCGGAGCUGGAGAUGUCUUUAAAGAGGUCUCUCCAGAUCAAAGAGGACAAGAUGGCAGCCCUGGAGGCUCGACUGCUUGAAUCCUCCAAUCUCAACCAGCAGCUCCGCCAUGAGCUCCAGACAGUAAAGCUGAACUAUGAAGCCCUGCAACAAAGGAAAGAGGAGGAGAAAACAGUAUCAGGCUCAGCUCCUUCUCAGGAGACUGACAAUGUGAGGAGUUGGCAGUACGAGAGCCGAGAGGCCACCAAGGAACUUUUAAAGAUCAAGGACCGCCUCAUCGAGGUGGAGAGGAAUAAUGCAACAUUGGAGGCUGAACGUCAGGCUGUGCAAGCUCAGUUGAGACAGCUAGAGAGCCAGUCUGACAGCCAGCAGGCUCAGAUUCUAGCCCUGCAGAGGCAAACUGCCUCACUGCAAGAGAACAACACUGCCCUGCAAAAGCAUAAUGCUAACCUGCAGGUGGAGAAUUCCACACUGAAAUCGCAGAGUGCAUCCCUCCUGGCCCAAAAUGCCCAGCUGCAGCACCAGCAGUCUGGGACAGAAAAUGAACGGGACAGCGCCGUGCGGGAGCGUGAUGAGCUGCGCGGCGUCCAAGAGCAACUGUUGCGUGACCAUGAGCGGCUGACCGCACUGGACGAGCGCCAGGCAAUGGAAUACGAGUCCCUGAUGGGCAAGCAUGGCUGCUUAAAGAAUGUCCACCGCACCCUGGAGCUUGAGCACCGAACCCUGCAGGACAGGUACAAUAGUGUGUUGCGGCACCAAACCAAGCUGGAAGACCUGGAGAAAGCCCUGAAAGAAGAGCAGGAGAAGAUGGCUUUGGAGAAGGAGGACCACAGGACCACCGCUGCUGAAUGCCGCCGGCUCCGUGACGAGAAAGACUGGUUGAACCAGACACACCGCCAGCUCCUGAAGGACAAUGAGGAGCUGUCUGCGGAUCACAAGCAGCUGAAGAGCCAGCUGAAUGCAGCCAGGCUGGAGCACACUCGGUUGGAGGCCGAUUUCUCCAAGCUCAAGGAGCAGUACCAGCAGCUGGACAUCACCUCCACCAAGCUCACCAACCAGUGUGAGCUGCUGAGCCAACUGAAAGGCAACUUGGAGGAGGAGAACCGCCAUCUGCUCAGUCAGAUCCAGACUCUGAUGCUGCAAAACCGCACCUUGUUGGAACAGACGAUGGAGAGCAAGGAUCUGUUCCACGUUGAGCAGAGGCAGUACAUUGACAAACUGAAUGAGCUGAGGAGACAGAAGGAAAAGCUGGAGGAGAAGAUCAUGGACCAGUACAAGUUUUAUGACCCCUCGCCUCCUCGCAGGCGUGCGAACUGGAUUGCGCUGAAAAUGAAAAAGCUGAUUAAAUCCCGGAGCCGUGAACGUGUGAUCGAACGGACUCCGCGCUCUCUGACUCCCACGCACCGAGACUCCUGCGAGGUCCUUGAGGAACCACAUCUCCCCUGUCAUGACAAUGGCUCCUUCAUCGGCUCAGAUGGCUCCGGGGGCUCGGCCUCCACCACGGCACCCGAUGCUAUCUCCCCUCAGCGAAGCAGCACUGCAGUGAAAAUCUUUCCCCGUAUGAGGAACAGACUGAAGGACAAAGACAGAGUCAAAUCGCUCUUCCGCCGUUCCAUGUCGCUGACUGACAUGACAUACCCCUCAGCCCCACCCGAAGAGGACCAAUGGGUAGGAAGCUCGGACCACCUGGAAGGGUUAGAGGUGGACACAUUGGCUUUACCUGUUACCUCCCCUAUUUUGUCCAUUCUCUGCCACACCUCUCCGUCAUCCAGCCAUGACCGUGCCACCUCAUCCACUGAGAUCACAGACACAGUCCCAGAAGCCUCUGAGCAAUGGGUGACAGACAAGGAUUCCAAUGACAGCGCCGUGCCAUCUGGUUUUGAAGACAAUGAUGAGCCCCAAAAUCACGGGUCGAAUGGAAUUCAGAGUCGCGCCCACAGCGAAAGCAGCGGUGAGUUUAGCUUGAGCCUGGAGAAUGAACCCUGGUCCAACGGCAGUAGCCCUGUCCAACAGCCCCCAUCGCGGUGUUCCUCUUCCUCUUACCAGCCUCCCUGUGAUACCUCAACCCCACUACACACACAUCAGCAGCCCUCCACCACUCCAAACAAGGAGAAAGCCUCCACCAAGGGCUCCAUCAUCCCCAUCACAAAUGCUCUGAAUUUAGAGGCGCCAUCAACACCCAAACAGAAAGCUACAGCAGCUGCCCGGGACCUCUGGCCCACUAGGGGCACAAAGAGCAUUAGGAGGGGGUCCAACGGCAAAGCCUCUUGCUACUCGUCAGAAGCAGGCAGGACACUUAAACUGGCCCAGGGAAGCGAUGGAGUGAAUUCAACAUCAGGCUCGAGCAAAGCUGAAACCCACCAUUCAUCAGCUUGUUCCCCGUUCACAGUGCUCUAUGUCCAGGGUAAGUCGUCCUCUGCAUCUGGCUGCCUCAAUUGUUUCUCCACACCUGUUGGGAAAGAGGGACGCCUGAGGGGGUUCAGGUCACCAACAACUCUUCCUAGAGCCAGCAGUGUCAUUUCCACAGCGGAGGGCUCCUCCCGACGCUCAAGUGUCAACAAUGGCUGCAGGGUGGCAACUAAGAAUGAGCCACUACUGGCUCAGGUUUCAAAAGAGAUCAAUGAUCGUGAGCCACAGAAAUCAGCCAGUCAGAAUCAGCAACCCAAUCCAGACACCAAAGAAUCUGAGCCUGAUCCCAUUCCACCAACCAAGCCACCCAGAGACCCAGCGGUGGCUAGUGCUACAGACCGCCCUAAAUCCCCUAUCCAGGAAAUGGUUUUCAACUCCCCUCUCACUUUCAACUCAGUCUUCUCUAGCACUACCGUUGGUCAUUCUACGCUCUCCGUAACAACCAGUCAUGAUGAAAGCGAGAAGAAUAUUCCUUUGUCUGAAUCCAGGUCUGUGCUGAUACGCAAACGCCGCUCACCGAGACUCGGCAGACCUCGUCGGUCGUCACGUGGUUUCCGAGUCACUAGUUAUCGCAUCCCACCUCCGCAGCCACAGCAGCAUUAG